Messenger RNA from Acanthamoeba castellanii str. Neff, 432 nucleotides. RefSeq lists its product as uncharacterized. The transcript has a single exon. The annotation marks the transcript as partial. NCBI's taxonomy places the organism in Eukaryota, Discosea, Longamoebia, Acanthamoebidae. The record is from RefSeq and is a predicted model, not a curated record.
AUGGAGGCGGAGCUGCUGGUCGCCCUCGAGCAACUGGAAGCGGUCGAGGCCGCGCUGCUGACGCACCCGGCCGACGCUGACCUGCUGCGGGCCAAGGCAGAACUCACCGAAUUGCUCACCCUCUCCUCCCUCCUUCAUGCACCCACCGCCAAUCUGGUCGAUGCUGGUGCUGAAGAUGGAGAUGGCGACAAGGGGGGUGCCGACAUGUUCGGUGGCAACGACGACGAAUGGGAACGCACGCACAAGCGCGAGUUCGAACUUCACACCGAACGACAGAAGCAAGCCUUCAGCACUUCAUCAUCCUCUACCUCAGCCUCAUCAGUAACAACUUCAUCUUCAUCAUCUUCAACAAAGCGCAGCGGCGAAGGCGACGACGUAGAGGGCGAGCAGGCCGGCUGGCUGGCGUGUCGCGUAGUAGUGACCGAGAGCUUG